AUUUUGAACGAGCGAAAUUGGUCGGGAGAGAGGCUUUCGCCCAAAAAACAAAUCGCGAGUAUCUUCGGUCGGGCACAGACUCACGGAACAGGCGGUAUGAAUGGCUACCUCUGCCAGAUGGAAGCUUAACAGCGCCGUGCACGAUCUCGAUGUCACCAAGCGGACCGUGGAAAACGCGGAGAGUCGUGCGCGCCUUCAGAUAAAGACUAGCACUUCGAAACUGUCCCGUGGAAAUGACCGACAGUAUGCACAAGCCCUACAUCACCAAGCGGACGAGCUGUGCCAACGUGGCGAGUACGAGUCGGCAUUGGUGUUAUAUCAUCGAGCAUCUAUUGUGUGUCCGCACGACAGCAGCCACAGUGUGGUAGCGCGACGAAUCGCGGCAACGAUAAGCUCGUGGAAUAAUUCGGAAAAAAGCUCGGCAAGGGGUAAUGCAAUUUCGAGGGUGGCUUCGAGUCACGAGAGUGCGGCAUUCAAAAGACGUGAUGUUACGAAAUCUUUUGAUAAUUUAUCGAUCCCGAUUAUCCCCGAUGUUCUCAAAUAUCUCGAUAGUCGCAAGAAGACUUCCCACAAAAUUUCUCCCGCGUUAGCACCGUUAACUUCGAAACUAAUUCGACGGAGGACGUUGUUGAAGCACAUCAAUAGUCGCGCCAGUGUCAUGCUGAAGAAUUUGAAAGUUAAUUUCAACGCCGGCAAAAUGAAGACUUCUCUGAGACUCGCUGAAGAUCUACUAACAUUAUCUUCCGGCUUGGAGGAUUCUCGUCGAUAUCGAAUACCGGCGUACCAACACUUAUCUCUGAUCCACAUGGCCUUGGGAAGACAUGAUCGAGCGUGCAGCAACGUCGCGAUGAUGGUGCGACUGUCGAAGGAAACUAACGACGUCGUCCUCCUGUCGCAUGCUCUUGUGACUCUGGGCAAGGUGCAUCUCAGUUUCGGCCAUCUGGAAGCCGCCGCACGUGCCUUAGAAAAUCUGUCGAUCCACGUCGACCAUCCGGUGCCGCGAGCCUGGGUGCACCACGAGAUUGGACGCUGCCAUUUGGAGACGGGGAAGUACGUCAAGGCGUUGGGCAAGGCGGCGCAGUGUCGGGACUGCGCGGAGGAGGCGAACUCGAAGAAGUGGACCUUCCACGCCGACCUGCUGCGGGCGCAGUGCCUGGUGAUGCUGGGUCGUUUUGCCGGUGAUGACUCUAUUUCUCAAACUGUCGUUCCAGAGGCCCUCGAGGAGCUGCGAGUCGCCGCGAAGAUCAGCAAGGAGGAGGGCGACACCCCAACGCUGUCUUACAUUCGAGAUCUAAUCGAACAGCUGAAUCGUGCUCUGCGCAAAGUCACGUUCGGCGAGGAUCGAUGCUCCAAAGGUAUUCUUCGAAGGUUAUCGCCGCGAUGCGAAGAGCCUGGACUAUCCGAGGGAGACGAGGUGAUAACAAGUUCGGGAAUUAGGCGAACGACGCGCACCAAGGACAACGACAUUUUAACGCCGUCAUUCUACUCCGACUGUCUAGAGGACGGGAGCCUCGAUCGUCGCGAGAUAGCGUCAAAUUCAAGUUCGCUGGGCAGUGCCGCGUCCUGCAGAAGUAAAAGGACUAACUUGACGUAUGUCAUCGACUCAAAUACGGACGUUUCAUACAGCAGCAAGCUCGACGGUAUGAGGAUAUGUGACGACGAACUUUUGUCACGCGACUCGCACAUGACGUUCCAAACGUGUUACAAGGAGUCCAGGCCCUUCAUCGACGAAGACAAAGGAUCGGUCUCUUUAAAACAUCCAAUCGCGACGUGCUCCAGUAAUGUCGAAAUAAGCGGCGGGCAAGCUGAAUGCGAGGCAUUCAGGAUUUCGAGAUCCUGCGAGGACGGACGACGUAACUUUGACACCGUUAUUGGCAAAAUGCACCGCGACACCAUUGCUGGAACAUCGUGCGGCCAUUUGUCACUCGAUGAGAUAGAAAAACAGAACGACGACGAGGAAUCCUUCGUUCGCGAAGCAUCCUCCAGUUUCGAAAUAUCAACCUAA
Molecule: messenger RNA, 2005 nt
Organism: Vollenhovia emeryi
Lineage: Eukaryota; Metazoa; Arthropoda; Insecta; Hymenoptera; Formicidae
Product: tetratricopeptide repeat protein 25-like
Exons: 5
Coding region: 101-2005 (634 amino acids)
Molecular function (GO): protein binding
Source: RefSeq, a predicted model, not a curated record